AUGGGUGAAAAGAAACCAGAACCUCUGGACUUCGUGAAGGAUUUUCAGGAGUACCUGACGCAGCAGACCCAUCACGUGAACAUGAUUUCUGGGUCAGUUAGUAAAGACAGAGCCACAGAGGCUUUUCAGGGAGCUGGGCCAGAUGGAGAUCGAAAUGGGCUGGACCCUCUGUCUGUUGACGUUUCUCCGGAUGAAAACUCAGGAACGUUAGUGGACGAGUUUGAAAGGACUCCUGAUGGGAAACUCAAGUGCCGUUACUGCAACUACGCCAGCAGAGGAACAGCUCGGCUCAUCGAGCACGUCAGAAUCCACACGGGGGAGAAGCCUCAUCGGUGCGACUUAUGUCCGUUUGCAUCCGCUUACGAGCGCCACCUGGAAGCCCAUAUUCGUUCCCACACUGGAGAAAAACCAUACAAAUGCGAAUUAUGUUCCUUCCGCUGCAGCGAUCAGAGUAAUUUGUGCCAUCAUCGUAGGCGCAAGCAUAAAACGCUGUCGAUGAAAGCCAGUAGGUCUUCCUUGAGCAGCAAGAAGAUGUGGGGGGGUUCGCAGAAGAAAACGAGCAAUCUGGGGUACUGCAGAAGAGCACUCCUCAAUUUAAGCCCACCUUCCAUGGUAGUUCAGAAACCGGACUACCUUCAUGAUGUGACCCGUGAAAUCCCAAAUAUCCAGGCCUAUGAAAGUAUGGCGAAAACUGCACCCCCUACUGGCCUCCCAAGGGACCCCCCAAAAGUCAUGUUCUCCACUCUAACAGGACAACUGUCCAGCUUGCCACCUGAAGACCAGAAACCUGAAUCCCCUGAUGUAGUUCCUGGACCUGAUGAAAAGCAUUUCAUGAUUGAGCGGCCCUCUGCGGUGUGUGCAAGUAUUACUCAGAGCCCCUCUCCUACAAGCCCUGGGCCUGGGCCUCGGCCAGCACACAGUGAGAGGAAGUACAGCCCAGCAGCAGGUUGGAGCACCGAGCCAAGUGCCCACACCAGUACUCCCAUACUAGGAAACAGCCAGCCAAGCACUCUAGCCCCAACCCUGCCAGUGCAGGACCAUCAGCUUCUGCACCACUGCCCGCACUGUGACAUAUACUUUGUUGACAAUAUCCUUUACACGAUUCAUAUAGGAUGUCAUGGCUAUGAAAACCCUUUUCAGUGUAAUAUAUGUGGAUGCAAAUGUAAAAACAAAUAUGAUUUCGCCUGCCAUUUUGCAAGAGGGCAACAUAACCAACGCUGAAAACAAUCAGAUUCUGUGUUACUUGGUUUGGCUUUUGCGAGUUUUGUAGUUUGGUUUUUG
Molecule: messenger RNA, 1281 nt
Organism: Cavia porcellus (domestic guinea pig)
Lineage: Eukaryota; Metazoa; Chordata; Mammalia; Rodentia; Caviidae
Product: zinc finger protein Pegasus-like
Exons: 1
Coding region: 1-1221 (406 amino acids)
Biological process (GO): regulation of transcription by RNA polymerase II
Molecular function (GO): DNA-binding transcription factor activity, RNA polymerase II-specific; RNA polymerase II cis-regulatory region sequence-specific DNA binding
Source: RefSeq, a predicted model, not a curated record